AUUGGUGCUCAGUCCGAACGUAGCUUCUAAAGGAGAAUGACGGGGCUACAGCUGUUGGGGAUAUGUCUGUGUCUGGUGUCGGUGUCGUUGGUGCAUUUUGGAGCAGGCGGAGAAUAUCCCUCAUUCUGCACAACCUUUGAGGACAAGCCUGGCUGGUGUAAGCACUUCGGAGAAUGUGCCUACUUCAGGGAUCUUGUUACGAAAAUUAAGAAAGGAUUACCGCUAACUGAGGAGGAAACGAGGAUCAAGGAAAACGCUGGCUGCUCAACCAAAAAGACAUUCGUCUGCUGCGAAGAGCACGUGAACGGAACGGGACUGGAGCUGCUACAGCAGUCUGAGGAGGCAUGCGGCAAGUUCUUGAGACUCAAGGUGCUUGGCGGCAGCGAAAUCAAGAUGGGAUCGAGACCUUGGAUGGCUCUGCUCAAGUAUGAUGCUACAGAACCCGGCACCCAGGGAAGGGGCCAAUUUCAGUGUGGUGCCACGCUUAUCACGAAACCAGGCUUCGUCCUAACCGCCGCUCACUGCAUGAUCAAUGGAUUCCCCGUGGCAGUGAGGCUUGGAGAGCACAAUAUUACCUCUGAGGUGGACUGCAGGAUUGUGGACUCGAAGACAAGUUGUCAGCUGCCCUACGAGGACAUUGGCAUCGAAAAGAUCAUCCCGCACGAGGGAUACUCGAGAUUCACCCAAAAGAAUGAUAUAGCCCUCGUCAAGCUGGUGAGGGACGUGGUGUUUAAGGAUCACAUCAAUCCCAUAUGCCUGCCACUCUACGUAGAGCUGCAAAAGAGUAUCCUGGAGACGAAAGUUAUGCGAGUGACGGGCUGGGGCAGACAGACGGCCCAUGGAAAUGAUUCCGAUGUUCCCAUGGAGGCUGGGGUCUCCCGCCUGCCCCUCGCCAGCUGCACCACUAUGCAGAACAGAUCCAUCGCCAAGAACCAGAUCUGCGUCAGCGCCUCCCUCCAGGACAGCUGCAAGGGCGACUCUGGAGGCCCGUUGCUCUUCAACUUCUGGUACAAGAAGAGCAAACAGCGCUUUGUGCAGAUCGGCAUCGUGAGCUACGGCCCCGAAAACUGUGGCCACAAGGAGUUGGGAGAGACGGGGGAGGGUCAGACAUCAGUCUACACGGACGUCACCAGAUUCAUUCCCUGGAUCACCCGGACUGUGGCCCAGUAGCAGGAGUAGCGCCCAGAUGUAGUAUAUAAUUGCAUAAAUAUAUGAAAUAAGAUUGGGUACACAGA
This is a messenger RNA of Drosophila miranda, 1235 nucleotides long. Its product is annotated as serine protease grass-like. Gene Ontology annotation, molecular function: serine-type endopeptidase activity. Bases 37 to 1170 code for a protein of 377 amino acids. The record is from RefSeq and is a predicted model, not a curated record. Gene Ontology annotation, biological process: proteolysis. The transcript is spliced from 6 exons. NCBI's taxonomy places the organism in Eukaryota, Metazoa, Arthropoda, Insecta, Diptera, Drosophilidae.